AUGGAGCAGGAACGGACUAGCCUUAGUAUGUUUGUACCCAGGGGGAGGCAUGACCUCCUGGGAACUAAAGAGAACAGAGAGGACUCUGAAGACAAGCAGGUUGUUAAGGAGAUUAUGGCAAGAUGUUUUAUUCCAUCUCUAAUAACCACCACCUCCUGGGAAAGUUUUCAUUUUGUGGGUCAUGAGAUUCGGAUUACUGAAGCCAUGGAUUGUUACGGUGCUGUAGUUUGGCCAUCGGCUCUAGUUCUAUGCUAUUUUCUGGAAACAAAUAUAAAGCAAUACAAUAUCGUUGACAAAAAUGUAAUUGAGAUUGGAGCUGGAACAGGGUUAGUCUCUAUUGUGGCAAGUUUACUAGGUGCACGUGUGACUGCCACAGAUUUACCCGAAUUACUCGGAAAUUUGCAAUAUAAUGUUUCCCGAAACACCAAAAUGAGAUGCAAACACCUGCCUCAGGUUAAAGAGCUCUCUUGGGGAGUUGCUUUAGAUAAGAACUUCCCCAGAUCUUCAAACAAUUUUGACUAUAUCCUGGCAGCGGAUGUUGUCUACGCUCAUCCUUUUCUGGAAGAACUCCUCAUUACCUUUGACCAUCUGUGCAAAGAAACUACUAUCAUUCUCUGGGUUAUGAAAUUCAGGUUGGAGAAAGAAAAUAAAUUUGUAGAUAGAUUUAAGGAGUUGUUUGAUCUGGAGGAAGUUUCCAGUUUUCCAAGCCUGGAUAUUAAGUUAUAUAAAGCUAUGAAGAAAAAUAGGAGGAGUGCUUAA
Molecule: messenger RNA, 759 nt
Organism: Chrysochloris asiatica (Cape golden mole)
Lineage: Eukaryota; Metazoa; Chordata; Mammalia; Afrosoricida; Chrysochloridae
Product: putative methyltransferase-like protein 21E pseudogene-like
Exons: 4
Coding region: 1-759 (252 amino acids)
Biological process (GO): peptidyl-lysine methylation
Cellular component (GO): cytoplasm; cytosol
Molecular function (GO): protein-lysine N-methyltransferase activity
Source: RefSeq, a predicted model, not a curated record